UUGUCUCUAAAAUCACUAAAAUGCAAAUGUGAUGUUUUUAAAUAGUUUAUUAGCAUUUAAUAUCCAUAUUAUACAUAAAAACGAACUAUUAUUAAUUAAAGUGGCUAUGUCUUUGAUAAGUGACGCCAUAGACUACGGUCAACCUCCUAGUUUAAUGUGGAAAUUACCUUUAAAAAAAACUGCGAAUUUAAGAAACAUGGAAAUCAUCCCCGGAGAAACCGUAACUAUUCAACUAGCUAAUGGAACGCAAAUAUCGGACGUAGUAAAUUUAAAUUGCCAAUUGCCUACGCACAUACAAGUCGAUCAGAGGCAGCACUUGGAGCAUCUAACGUAUUUGCAGCCAGAGGAUAUCGUAAUAAAUAAAAGCAAUGUUAAUAAUGCAAUCAGUGUCCAAAAGGACGUUAAAACGGAAAAUAAAGGAAACAUUUUGAAUAGAAGGAAAAAAUUUCGUUUGCCCAUAGAUGGGACUAUUUAUCAUAGUCAACAGCUAGGAUUGAAAGUACCUCCGAAGAAAACGUUAGGCAUUAAAGGAAAAAUAAUACAUAGGCAAGCUAGGGAGGUAAUAAACAAUGUUUUUACGUUUAUGAAAGAAGAGGCUCAAAAUGGAAUAAAAAUACCCAUAUCUAAUUAUAGAGAGCGAGUAUUGAGAGCCACUGGUAUAUCUAAAUGUACUUAUUCUAAAAUAACUACUAGGGAGUUUCAAAGAGGAGACCCCCAGCCUGUGAAAAGAUUAAAAAAAAUGUUUUUUAGAGACAUAAAGCUAAGCGAAUCGCAAGAUGUUUCCGAAAACAACAGCAUGUACAGACCGAAAAUAAAUAGAGAUGCUUCUACUCCAGAUGGAGUUUACAAUUUAGAGGAUUUAGUGGAAGCGUACAUAUUGGACACAUUGGCAGUGGAAGCCGGGCACAUAGCAGAAGCAGGUUCUGCCGAUCAAUUCGGUUUGAGUUCCUUUUCCACGGCUAGUAUUAACAAGGUGUUGCAAAGUCAAUCUGACGAAGAGGAAAUUAUUAGAAGAAUCACCAUCUUUCUGUACAUAAAUUACCUUAUUAAAUUCAUGGUGACCCCCAUGAAAUCAAUAACAAAGAAAUUUGUUGUCUGUGAUAAGUCUAUUGAUGUUAACAACCACAUACUAAACGUGUUUUCUGAAAUGGGGCAAAGUGGUAGGACGAGGCCAUUGCAUAUGAAAGAUAAGGCAUUGUGCUACACAAUGAUACUCGCAGCCAUCGCAAUGGACUUUGAAGUCGACAUAGAGCUUUUGUCAAAAGACUUGAAAGUCGGCAUUAAAAAAGCUAUCGAAGUGGCCAGGAUUCUGGCGUUUAACAGUGCAAAAGCUAAUAAUAAGCACAUAGUUCAGCUCAAAGUACCGUUGCCUGCUCCUGUCACCUACACGCCAAAGAGAAGAAAAUUUUAAUUUUUUUCUAACAGAAGUAAUAAUAAUUUUCGUGGUGUUUUUUUAUUUUCUAAGGACAACGAAAUAAAGCGAAGUUAAUAUUUAAAAAAC
This is a messenger RNA of Phyllotreta striolata, 1501 nucleotides long. The record is from the annotation of a GenBank genome assembly. Lineage: Eukaryota; Metazoa; Arthropoda; Insecta; Coleoptera; Chrysomelidae.